Enterobius vermicularis (human pinworm) is the source of this 1161-nucleotide messenger RNA. Lineage: Eukaryota; Metazoa; Nematoda; Chromadorea; Rhabditida; Oxyuridae. The record is from the annotation of a GenBank genome assembly.
AUGCUUGGUUUUCAGAUGGUCGUGAGGGAGGCUAUUCUCUCAAUGUUUACUGUCAGUCAACGCUCGUUCCUCGUUGUUUCUUUGUUGCUCAUUCUAGGGGAGGCAUUGCUGUGUGGAUGGGUUAUCGACAACGUGAAAUAUACUGAAAUUGAUUGGUCAACGUACAUGCAGCAAGUAGAAUGCUUCCUGAGUGGUGUCCGAAACUAUUCUCAAAUUGGGGGUGAUACAGGACCUGUUGUCUACCCAGCCGGGCAUAUUUACGCAUAUGGGAUAUUAUAUUCAAUAACCAGUGGAGGAAAGGAUAUCCGACGGGCGCAAUACAUUUUUGAAAUUCUUUAUUUAAUGACGCUUUUAUUAGUUUUUCGAGUGUAUUACAAAAGCAAAAAAAUUCCUCCUUUUGUGCUUUUUUUCUUGUGCUGCAUAUCUUACCGUAUUCACUCAAUUUUUCUUUUGCGCUUGUUCAAUGACCCUAUUGCGAUGCUUUUCUUCUAUGUAGCCUUGAAUUUUUGGAUAAGUAGGCAAUGGAUAAUUGGAUGUAUCUUUUACAGUUUGGCGGUAUCGAUAAAAAUGAAUGUGCUUCUUUUUGCUCCUGCAGUAUUUUUUAUGCUUCUGCUUUACAACGGUGUCAUGAAAACUGCUAUUUUGCUAAUUAUUUGCGGCAUUAUUCAGGUCUUGUUGGCUUUGCCGUUUUUGACUUUUGAUCCUAUUAGUUAUUUAUCUCGAUCGUUUGAUCUCGGUCGUGUUUUUCUUUUCAAAUGGACCGUCAAUUGGCGAUUUCUUCCUCCGGAGGUAUUCCUCAGCAGAAGAUUUCACCUCAGCCUUCUCGGGAUUCAUUUUUCAGUUCUACUAUUGUUUGCAUUCUUCUGUUGGUUUAGAAACGUUUUAGAUAUUUUAUAUGCGUUGUUCACUGCCAAUUUGAUAGGAAUUGCUGUAGCUCGUUCACUGCAUUAUCAGUUUUACAGUUGGUAUUUCCAUUCGUUGCCGUAUUUAUUGUUUUCCACUCUCUCCUACAAAAAUUUAGUUUCCUUGAACUUGUGCUGGAAUUCGUACCCGUCGACAAAACUCAGCUCUGGCGCGUUAAAUGUUUUUCAUCUGGUAAUUCUCGUUAUCACAUUUGUUCACGGUUGCACUCUUUGGCAGUCCAAGAAGAAGGAGAUUUAG